This is a messenger RNA of Gadus morhua (Atlantic cod), 2078 nucleotides long. It is a transcript of the gene prr7, whose product is annotated as proline rich 7 (synaptic). The transcript has 3 exons. NCBI's taxonomy places the organism in Eukaryota, Metazoa, Chordata, Actinopteri, Gadiformes, Gadidae. The record is from RefSeq and is a predicted model, not a curated record. The coding region runs from base 524 to 1276 and encodes 250 amino acids.
GUAGGAGGGGGGUAGGUAAACAAAGACAUGAAGGGUAGGCCGUGUAACUGACACCCUAUCCUCAAUGACGUCAGCUUCGACUCAUCCUUGGGAAACCCCACUCUGCGUUUGAUUAGUAUUCUGUCCGGCCCCGCGACGCCAGGGAGCAAUGGGAGGGGACGGGUUGCUAGGUUACCAGGGAGGAGGGGGGAGUGGCCAGGUUGCCAAGGUGAACCCAACAUUCUCCAAACGGUGUUCACAGCACGACGCGCGGCUCGUGACCGAAACAGAGAAGAAAGAGCGGCGCCGUGUCGUGACAGAGCGCGCGCCUGGCUGGAUAGGAACAAUAUCCAGAAUGAAUAUAGAGCUACCUAAUGCUGGAAAUGAACAAUACGCAUACAUAGAAUAAUACAGGCCGACAUACUGCUGGAUAUGAACAAGAGAUACCAAGAAUACACCGGAGACAACAGCAUCAAGCGCUCAUCUGGGAUUCUGAUCUCUGCUCGCCAAAACAGCUACAGGGUGAAGCCUCCGUACGGUCGACAUGGGGAUGUCGCGGGGCACCUCCACCUUCCUGGCCUGCUUCACGGGGUUCUGGCUGCUCUGGGCGCUGGUGGCGGUGCUGUGCUGCCUCUGUGGCGCCCUGCGGCGCCGGCUCAAGAGCGGCCAGGAGCAGCGGUUGAGGGAGCAGUGCCUCGGGACCAUGGAGACGGAGUCCGCAGAGUGCUCUCCCCCGCUCCCCGCCUUCUGUCCCCCGCUGUGCCUCUCCUCGCCCAGCCACGGCCCCCUGACGCUACCGGAGGCCCACUGGGUCACCUGGCCAGAUUCAGACCGGAACCCCCCCUGCUAUGAAGAGGCAGUGUUGAUGGAUGACCCCCCCCCAUCUUACAACGAGGUAUUGGCGGACCCCCUACAUGGCAGGGCCGUCUUCCUGAAGGCCCCCCAGCAACGAGCCCCACCCCUUUCCCCCUGGGAGCUCCAGGGGCGGGACCCCGAGCUGGCUCUGCAGUCGGGCUCCAGCAAACCUCCGGCACCGAGUGCCGAACAUGGCUACUGCUCUCUGAUCCAGCUGCCCUCAGCCCGGCACUGGGACGGCCUGGGUCAGCUCCUGUCCAACAUGGACCACAGAGGCCUGCUGCCGGAGACCAGGACUCAGUCUGAGUUCUUGGGCUUCAGCAGGGUGAUCGGGAUGCCAGGCUUCCAGGAGCUGCACGAGGUUCAGGAGGGGAAUGGACUGGACUCUGGCUGUGGCCUCCGCAGGGGGUACCCCAUGCUGGGUAGAAGUACAGCUGUUUGAGGGGAUCCCUCCUCAUAGAUAUAACAGGCUGUAGCCUCUGCAGGGGGUAACCCAUGCUGGGCAAGAGUACAGCUGUUUGAGGGGAUCCACCCGCACGGAUAGAACAGGAAGUCCACAGUCUCUGUGGAGAACUUAGUUCCAUCCUGACCAGGCUCUGGUCAUUGGCUUCUGAUUCCCCCUUGGGGGGUUCCUCAGGAGCUGAGGGCGUUUGCUCCAGCCCCCUGAGGGAAUGCCUGUUUCUGGUCAUCAGACCACAUCUUCAUCUAUGUACUUUCUCAACUUGCGAUGAUGUGGUAACAGGUCACAGUGCUAUCCAGAUUUGCUUGUAUUAAGUGAUAAGCAUCAGCAGCCUUCACCAGGGUUGGGCUUUUUCGCCAGGGAUGGAUUUUCCGAACUCACUGACAAACUGCCUAGGACCUGCCUUCCAGCCACCCAGAUAAGGAUGAAAAUGGAGGUUUUUAUUUUCUUACGAACCCAUUUAACAAUUCAAUAAAAAACGAUGUGUACAAACUAAGUGAUCCAUUUAACUUAUUUAAAAGGGACAGCAGCUUGACUAUGUCUGGCCUCAGCACCAGCCUCCUGCAGUAAUGCCAUGUGGGAUCUCAAGCUGGUUCUCAUAGUGCUUAUGUUCUGGUGAAGAGAGGAGCUGUCAGCCAUCACCGCCUGGGAGUGGGUUGGCCCAGAUGGUCGGACAGACCUGAUAGGCCAGACCUGUACACAAUGAGCGUUUCUCUGAAGAUCGCGGAACUGCUGUGAAUUUUGUAAUUGUAAAGGCAUUAAAAGUGGAACCGUGUUAUUGUCA